Molecule: messenger RNA, 2641 nt
Organism: Brassica napus (rape)
Lineage: Eukaryota; Viridiplantae; Streptophyta; Magnoliopsida; Brassicales; Brassicaceae
Product: zinc finger protein 3
Exons: 2
Coding region: 1455-2183 (242 amino acids)
Biological process (GO): negative regulation of abscisic acid-activated signaling pathway
Source: RefSeq, a predicted model, not a curated record
AACUAUAUAUGGCACGAGAAAAACUACAUGGAGAAUCAUAUAAAAGUGGCAGUCACUGUGAAGCAGAAUGUGUAUAUAGAUUAGUACCGUGUAUAUGAAACCCCUUACACCGUAAAAUCCGGGUGACUAUUAAGGAUUCCAAUGGUUAUAAAGAGGAGAGGAGAGGAGUGAAUAUGAAGCAAACAUCAAAAGGAAGAGUAGAAAGAGUACAAAAGAGAGACAGAGAAGCAAAUGAAAUCAACAGUGGAAAGCUAAAAGGAAACAGAUAUGUCCACUUUCCUCUCAAAGUUUCAAAAGGUACACAGAAACAUCAAACAUACCUGAAUACUAUCACUUGGUCCACUCUCCCUCUCUCUUGUUAUUGAGCAUCCUUUUCAUUUCAUUAUCACUUGUUGUCAUCUUCAUCUACUCCAUCAACAGGUUGUCGUUUCAUCAAACAAAUAAAACCGGUCCCAGUUUUUUGGAAAAUCUUUGGAACUGCUAAGCUUUCUUUUUUCUUGUUCCCCCCUCAUCUCCUUUCUUCCUCUCAAAAAAUAUUCUAAUAAGGCGCUUGAGCGAAUAUACCCAAUACGGUGAACUCUGGUUCGAACCCCGCUGGCCACACAGAUAUGGGCUAUUGCUUUCGGCUCAUUUGAAUGCCCAGGAAAAGGUCUAUCCGUGGGCUGUACCUCCACCCGGGGUUAGGUCUGUGUCUUUAGUAGACCCGGGUUUAACCCUUUUAGUUUACAAAAAAAAAAUAUUCUAAAAUAUAUCCAUUAGUUUACACAAAAACUGAACACUGUACAUAUUCAUUCACACAUUUGAAAGAUGGGUCACCAAUGAUGGUUUAGUAAUAUCCCUUACACAUAUAUCCGCGGUUGCAUACGCUAUAUACACCAUAAGAAGCCGAGUUGGCCGGAUGGCCCUGGCCCCUAUGAGAAUCUGUCCAUAGGAAACAACUCAUCUAUCAAUCAGAGCCAGAUUUAUCCUGGUCACAAUGGUCCACUCGAUGAUAAAUAUCAAGCACAGUUAUAAACUAUAAGAAAACAUAUAUGACAUGUAAGUUUUUUUUUGGUGAAGUAUAUGACAUGCAAGUUGAAGAACUAUUAAGCAUAUAAGGGCACAAGACAUAGAGAAGAAGAAGAAAAAAAUAAAGUAAAAUAAUGCAUAAUAGAGAACAGAGGUUUGUCUAUUAAAGGAGAAAGCAGACAAAUAAAAAGGUUGAUGUGAAGUGAAAGUUGGCUCCUAUAAAAGGGAUAAACACAGGUAUUAGAUGGUGGAGAGUUCCAAUCAGCUUCAAGUGUUUUGUUCUGUCUUUGUGUAUGUGUGUGUUGUGUGUCAGCAAAACCAGACCAAACCCAUCUCUCUCUCAUCUUCUUACUACUUUUCUCCACUUAUACUUAAAACCCAAAAGCAUUUCUAGCGCUCUUUCCUUAUGUAGUAUCAUCUUCUGAGAAAAAAAAAACCAUCACCUCAUGGAUGCCUCCAGGGACGAGCCAAAGCCAUCUGAUUCCUCAUGCAUCGUUUCCACAUCUAACACUCUUUCAUUGAGCCUAGAGCAUUACAACAUAGACGCAGAAGAAGAUGACUAUGACCAAAAAUCAGGAGAGGAAGGCAUAAAGCUCGACCUUAUGCUAGCAGAAUAUGAUUAUAGUCAGCCACAGCUCAAUCAAGAACUCAAUCUCAUCGGCAACUUAGACGCGAGUGAAGCCACUCCGAGUUAUAAAGGAUCAACUUCCACUGAGCAAAAGCUCUUCUCAUGCAACUACUGUCAAAGAACGUUCUACAGCUCACAAGCCCUUGGCGGUCACCAAAACGCCCACAAAAGAGAGAGGACUUUAGCUAAGCGAGGGAAACAGAUGGAAGCUUUCGGCCAUCCAUAUGGUUUUGCUCCUGUCCCGUUCCACGGACAGUACAGCAACAGAUCAUUGGGUAUUCAGGCGCACUCAAUGAGUCACAAGCUAAGUUCAUACAACGCCUUUGGUGCUGGCGAGUAUGGUCAGUUCAGCUGGUCAAGGACACCACUUGUUCAGCAACCAGCCAUAGGUAGACUAUCUUCAACAACAGAGAACCAUCAUCAGAUGAUGUUUCCUCCACCGUUGACUUCAACAUGUGAGAACUUCGGUAGGUUCAGUGCUGGAACAAUUCCAGUAGAUUCUGAAGAAGAGCAGCAGAAGAACCUUGACUUGUCCCUCAAACUCUGAGAUUCUUCUUGUCUCUUCAAUUAUUUUUCUUUGUGCUGGUUUUUUGUUAUCAUUGAUAUGUUCACCAGUAUUACUCAAGUGUUGGUACUUAUUAUUGUGAGUAUAUUUUGUCUAGCAUAGAUUUAUGUUGUACAUGUUUCCAUAUUUCUACAAGUUUUCAGCUAGACAUCAAUGGAUUUCUUUUACUAUAUUAAACAUUUUUAGUGUGUAUAAGAAAGAUAUGGUAUUGAAAUCUACAGGCGGAUUUGUUGUCCAUGGAUAACCAGUAAAGAAAAGACUUGUAGUCACAGUUUGGUUACCUAAAAGUUAUAAGGAAAACAUUCUUUUAAUGAGAAAGUGAUUAACAGACACAGAAAGACAAAAUAAAACAGAUAUAAAAGAAGAGCUUGUUGUUAGUUGUGAUGAUGACAAGAAGCAAAAAGUUCAGAAGAACAAAACACACAGUUCAUACAUCAUAU